Molecule: messenger RNA, 11618 nt
Organism: Numida meleagris (helmeted guineafowl)
Lineage: Eukaryota; Metazoa; Chordata; Aves; Galliformes; Numididae
Exons: 2
Coding region: 814-1800 (328 amino acids)
Biological process (GO): regulation of autophagy
Cellular component (GO): mitochondrion
Source: RefSeq, a predicted model, not a curated record
GCCAGCUGCAGAAAGCAGCUAACCUCUGCUUGGAAGCACAGCCUGGAGGGAUGCGAGAGGCUUUAGAGCAGCUGAUUUCUUUGCACAGGAGAGAAUGGAGGAAUCUGACUGAUGGGCACAGACUUGGGUGACUAAACCGGAGCAGCUUCCUGAGAACAUUAGUACUAAAACUAAAGCAGUGAUUUCCAGUCCAGGAUUUCUGCCUUUCUCCCCACCCCUCCCAGCAGCUCAGGACCGGUGAGGGAGCAGCACGGUCAGGGAGCGCAGGGACACUGCAGUGCGGCUCACUCGUGGCAGUUACUGAAGACAGCAUAAAGAAAUAAAAGCAGAGGGAGGAUUCUGCUGCAAAAUCACAGUUCAGCGCCCCACCCAGUGCACAGGAGGAGAUGCUGGAGUUACACAAGAAGCGCAUGGAGGCAGAAAACAAAGACAAGCCCUCACUGCGGAGCCCACUGGCCCUGCAGGUCGGGGUUGCCAGCCCUCCUCACAAAGCAAUUUUCUGCAGCGCGUUUGCGUCUCUGCCAUGCAGCGGCACCGUGCAGCGAUGCAGCACAGAGCUGAGCCGUGUGCGCUCCUUUCUCCCGGCUGCUUUGCUGCUCGGCUGCGUGCAUCACACCAGGGCUCAGCGGGGAAGGGCUCUGGCAGGCUAUAUUUAGCAGCAACAACAAAACAGGCAGCCGGAUCAGCUGACUGGGAGCAGCGAGCACGGGUUAGUUGUAGGCAGCACGUAUCCUGCGCAGAAAGCAGGGCGAGAGAGAGCAGGGCACGGAGCUGGGAGGUGCCCCACCACCCCACAGGGGCUGCGGCUCAGCCAUGGCUCCCCGGAUACGAUUGAGUGUUUCAAAGCCUCUCCCAACCAUCUGUGAAACCCACGAGGAGGCAAUGGAAGACCUAACCAGCAACCCAAAGCACACUGCAAACACUUCGACCAACCCAGAUUCGUACUCCAGUGAUGAUUACAUUCAAUCCAUCUGCCACCUCGCCAGACCCACCUUCCCAGGCAUUCCUGAAAGCAGCCACCGGGCUCAGGACAGAAGGAUCCUGCAGACCCUUGAAGCCAUGUCAUGGUCCCCAUCCCAGCAAGAAAUGUCAGUGUGUAAAUUGACCAAUUUCAUCUCAAAUGUGAUGCCACUGGGAAAAGCCACGUCUGCUCCUGAUAAUGCAGAAGCCGACUUCUGGUCCAGAGAGGACCCCCUGGCACAGAUCUACACACGCACAGGAAAUCUCUGCUCCUCCAAGGGUUUGUGGAGCAGAAGCUCCAGCACUGGUUCCUUGCAGUGCACCUCCUCCAGUCACCUGGGUGCCCUUCGGCCCCCGGCCAUGAAAGAAGAAGCCGCAGGGAAACCACAUUUCCCACGGGUGUUCAGUUUUCCAAGGUUUCCCUCUCCAAGGCCACUGCAGAAAGAAACACUGUGCUCAGAGCUGAGGUGUCUCAGAAAGGAUGAGGGAGCUGUUGCAGGGAGCAAUCACAGUCAGAAAGAAGAUGGUCCCGUGUUUAUUAACACUGAAGAGCUAUUGCCAUGCUCAGCCAGAAGGAAGCUACUAGGAAAUCGGGUUUUGCGCUGCUCUGAAAGGAGACAGGGUUUGUUUGAUGCAGCAGGUGCCGAUGAAAAAGAAGGGAGAGAAACUUCUCACUGUGACAAAAAUACAGUGGGUGAUGUUCCCAGUAAACAGAGAUACUCAGAGUGCUUCCAGGCAGCUAAAAAAGCUGUGAUCCAUAACUGGAUUUCAGAGCACAGAUGCAUGUGGAAAGAAGCAAAGAUAAAGGCUUGUUUGCUCCCAGCCAUUGCUGAAGUGUGAAAAAGCAUCUGUUACAAAUAACGUUGUUUGCCCGAAAUAACCACCCCGUGCUCUAGAAGCUCUCCCUGGAGUCCUUAUGUGGAAAACAUGGCUUGAAUGUGCAUGCAAGUCAGGAAACCUUUUGUGAUCCACCAUACCUCUCAUCAGUGGGCAAAUGGACGACUUGGAGUCCAGUCCUCUGAGGAAGCAGCAAUUAAUUCUCAUUUCAGAAAGGCAACGGUUCAUAAAGCAUCACCCCACUCCUACUGCCUAGAACUGCCCUGAGCAUGGAGAAAAUUGAAGACCAUCUGUUUUGAAGAAGUAAUCUGCAGGAACAAGAAAACCCCACACACCUACUGCUGUUUCACAGCAAAUGCCAAGCAGGCAGAUGUUUUGCACGCUUGGGUACAGUAAUUCUGAAAGGAACAUUCUGAAUGGUGCUUGGACAGUACUAAACAUGCCCUCACUGACAUAUGCAUUCACUGAGACACACGGCACAGACCACUGCAUCAACACCAGAAUACCACUGGGUCGGUCACCUGUUAGGGCUUUCGUGUAAAGGAACAUUUUUAAUAGUUGUAAGAAGUCUGUGAUGAGGAUUUGUUAGAGGACAACAUGGCAAAUGCUGAAACCGCUCAGGGUGGGAUUUUUCCUCUUUCUUAGCAUUGCAAAAAUUUGACUUUCACUUCACAAUCUAACCUUGCUGGGGAUGAGUGGAGAGCUCUGGGUGAGCAUUGCUGGUGCUGGUCUGGUGCUGCUGCCCUGGCCCGGCAAGAAAUUGGGGUCUGCACUGCUGUCUGUGCAGAGCAGGCUGUGUGCUGGGUGGGAGCUGAGUAACCUCUGUGCACAUGUGAAUUGUGUCUGUGUUUCCCUUCAUGUGUGUGCUUCUCUAGCUUCGCUCACCUGGCCACGCUAACCACGCUGACUUUUCCUUGCCUGGUGCUGUGAGACCAAAACGUGAAGAAAUAAAAACCAUCAUAAGAAGUCCCCAGGACAACCCCUUUGCUGCUGAUGCUGCACAGGAUGUCUGCAGGAGGAGCAGUGCUGCUGUGGGAUCCCAGCACAGCGAGUAUAUGGCCAGGUCAUCCCCUAACCACCACAGUGAGACUUACUUGUCUCCUGAAACCUUCACUCAUUCUGACAGUCCCAGGACCACAGCACCUAGCGUUCUGCAAGAGGAGCAGGUGAGAAAACUGCAAAGUAACGCUAGCGCAAUUAUUGCUGCUACUGCCACAAAUCAAUCCUUUGGCAGGGAGCAGAGCACAGGGACCGGGCUGUUUGCUCAACUGCAGCCAGGACGGGAAAUAUCACCGCAAAGCUGCAAUUAUAGAAGUGCUCGCAAGCGAUUUCUGAAACACCCUUGAGUAGAUUAAAUCAGAUGGCAACUUCUGCUCGGAACUAACACGAGUGUAAAUAUGCUCAAGGAUCAAAAGGUGAGCGAAUCUGAACUGCUCGUUCUCACAUCUCUUACCUCAAAUAUUUUUUGUUCCUUUCAAAACUCAUUAACGCUCCAGAUCUGAACUGCUUCUCAUCUUCAUUUUCGAACUAACCACACAGCAAGAACAAAGGCAAAGGUGGCUGCAGCUUUUUUUAGGCCCGAGCCGAGCAAGGCCUGCAGCAGCUCUGCCUCUCCCUCCUCUGCCCUUCCCUCUUGGGUUUGUACUGGGACAGAGGUGACACUGACCCUUGCUGCUAUACAGGCGUUUUGGUUUCUGUCCACAUUUAAGACACUAAUGCCUAGCAAGUCUUGUGCCAACUGCAUGUAUCACCGCGUUUGACCAAGAAAGCAAAUAAAACCCUUACACCAAGCAGCUGUCUCCAUUCUUGCAGGCCCACGAGCGACCCUUCAGGUGUGGGGCAGGCCAUGACCCAUGGCUCAGGGCUCACCACACAAACACCCGCUCGCUGCAUGGCACAGCAGGCCCCAAGCACACAAGCAAUGCCUUGGAACACCAUUCUGCCUGCUUGGAGUCAGGCCCAGGCCUUUGGCCUGCAUCAAAAUGGUCACACUGCGCAUUCUCAGAGCACCCCCCAGACAAGGCCUGCGGUGAUGACAUCUGCCCUCACAGCCAGGCCACAGCACAGCACCAUGCAGCCGCUUCAGAGUGCCCUCAGCACGGAGAUUCCUCCUCGGCUGCCGCGCAUUCCUGUGAAUGUCCCACAUCCUCAAACUUUCCCAGCAGAGCUUCCUAGAAACCUAAAACCCUUGGGGGGAGGAAGCUUUGAAGCGCAGCAGAGAGGAACAGACAAGUUCAGGUGAUGGACGGGGCAAGGUAACAAGGGGAGAGGAGGAGACAGAGUAGUGGAGAUGGGCGAGGAGGGCUUGGGAGCCCUGGGGAGGUGGGAGGUGUGGUGAAGGUGCUCCAGACACCUUGAUGGAGGCACUGAGACAUGGGGCGAAAGCCAUGCUGCUUCUGUAGCUGAUCUCAUCACCUCCUGAAAGAUCUCAUUUGUUGGGUUAAUCAGAACUGCCUAAGGGAUUCCGAUUAAUUUGAGCAGGGAGUUGGCAUCCAAAUCCCACCAGUAGCUUUCAGUCUCAGCCUUCACAACCUGUUCACAAUCUGCAGGCUAACAUACAAUUUCAUUCAUGUGGUCAUGCAGACUUUUACUGCUGUAAGCAAUGAAUGCAUUUGGACACAGAAAACCAUGACCAAAAUUAGAAAACUAGAGACAGAGAGGGAGAAACAAAACUGUCCCCUUCUUUUCUCAUCAGUGCCACAACCAGCCCUAAGUGAGUUCAACAGAAUUAGCCCAGAGAACAGCAGCAGCAGAAAGGGAGGGCUUUAAAGGACAACAGUUCCCAUCAGCUCAAACCAAGGAUGAGGAAGGAACAGCUCUGAGAGCCUGGCUAAUAGGAUCUGGUUAUCUGUGCAGUGCAGAGCAGCCACAGCACUCCAAGGAGCUAGUCCACUGCAAGCGGGGUCUCUCUGCUGAUAGAAAGACUGCUAUUGAUCAGAAACUAAGACAUGAACGAAUGCAAUGUGUUUAGAAGCAGGAAAGGCUCAGAAAUGCAUUUGUCCUAAUGAGAGGACACAAUGGUGAGAGAGGAAAUGGAGAAGGUCUGUGCAGGAGGCCCUGCGUGAGGUCAGCAAAGCCAGAUUCUGAAAAGUUCUUUAAAUGAGAGUACUAGUGCAGUAGUAGUGCAGUGUAGUAGUAGUAUAAAAGCAGAUUUUUAAGGAAAAAAAAAUCAAAAUCUUAAAGCUCAGAGAGAAAACACAGAGCAUAAUUUAGGGGAAUCGGAUCCAAGCCUGAGGUGAGAUACAGGGUCCCUCUACACAGACGAGCAGCUGUGAGGAUGGUGCAUCUAGCUUUCCCCUUGCCCCGAAAUGCCACAGUUAGGCCUAAUUGCCCAAUAAGAGUGUAUUUAGUUAACUUUGAGCCUCUACUAAUGGAGAGCAAUGAUAAAUGGUGUACAAUGAAGUUAAACUGCAUUUAGUGACUAAGCAGGAACCCCUUAGCUUUGGAAAAAAAGCCUUGUAUGUCCCAUCAGCAACAUAAUUCAUGGCCAAGAGUUUUGCAUUUGCAGCAAGAACCACGAGCAUAAAAGAGAUCCAAAACAAUGGCCAAAUGCAUGCACAGAUAAAAGGAGCAGGGAAGCCUCUCUGUCCUGCUGGUAGCGGGAGGCAGCGCUACAUCUGUCACUGCACAGGGAGCUGCACCAUCAGCGACACAUCCCGCAGUAUCCAGGCAGAGGCCUCCUGCUCCCAUCUCAGAUCAUGCUGGAGUACCAGCUCAAAAAGCACAAGCUCGCAGUCUGACCAUCCUUCAAGCUCAGCCAUUUGCCUCACUCACCACAGCCCCCAUUUUAUUUUUGUAGCUGGCACCAAAAUCACAGUUGACAGCAGCAAUGAACCCUGAAACACCACAUCUUGGUCUCGUGGCCUUUUCCCAUGCCCUGGGCUUCUCAAGAGUAACUUAAUUUGCCUGACAUAAGAUAGAGCUGAUGCAAAAUACACAUUGUGUAAAUUCAUGUCCAAUGUCCCUGGCAAUCACAGCCUUCCUGGAAAUAAAGCUCCUGGAGGCAGCACUUCCAGGGACUGUUGCAAAGAGCUGUAGAAAACCCAGGCAUUUUUGGAAUAUCUUCUGGUUGCUACAUAACAUCUGACCAAAUGCCAAAGGGAGCCUUUAAGUGCUUAGGAAUGGGCUUGUAAUGGGGACAAUUUUCUGCUGCAAUUAAAGCACAGAUUUCUAUUAGCAGCUGAUGAGGGAAAUGAAAUUAUUAGUUUAUUCACUUGCGCGCAUUAGCAUUUUGCCAGUCAUUUCUUGUCUUUGUUUUUAAACUACUCAAGCUGAAAGGCUCUGGGCCUGCUGUGAGUUCAGUGGGGGCUUGCAGCCACACCACUCUGCUCACACAUCCCACCACGCACCACGGCUGCUCCCCCCAGCACCAGGAUGAGCAAAGCUUGGCAGUCAUGCGAGAUGGAAGGCAGCAGGGAGACUGCCACAUCAUGCUAGGUGCUGGACUGUGACAUACACAAGUCAUUCAAGUUCAGUUGAAUGUUUUUUUGUGUUUUUCCUUGGUCACGGGAAUGUGGGAGAGCAGACUGAUUUAUACUGGAGGUAGUGGGCUACAAUGUCCAUUCCCUGCCCCUCACCUGACAGAGCACUGCCUCGUGGCUCAGCUUUGAGAAAGGGCCUUACAGUCAUAGAAUCAUUGAGGUUGGAAAAGACCUCUAAGAUCAUCUCGUCCAACUGCCCACCUUCCACCACUACUGCCACUGACCACGUACCUCAGCGCCACAGCUCCAUGUUUCUGGAACACCUCCAGGGACAGUGACCCCACCACCCCACUGGGCAGCCUUUGCCAGUGCCUGACCACCCUUAACCUCCUCAGCUACUGCUCAGGACCCAGGUGAGUGGGGAGGAGGCCCAGCCCAGCCCUGCAGGCCCCGGCACACCCACAGUGCCACAAGGCCGCAGGUGCGGCCUGCCCCUGAGGUACGGGGCAGCCCAACAUGGCGGCUGCCGAUCAGAACUGCUUUGUCUGCACACACACACACUGCAGGAAGAGAGAGAAGCAGCUGGUUCCCAGGGACAGACCGCACCCUGCUGCUGCUGGUGCAGGGGCUGCUCCUGGAGGCGGAUGCUGAGGGAUGUCAGCGAGACACAACUCAGCAGGAUUCUACAGGAUUAGACAGCCCUGUGAUCAGGAACAUUCAUGCUCUGCUAACUGGGUCAAAGAAAUACUGGAGAUGUUCAGCACCGUGUUUGCCUGAAGGGCUGAGCUGGUACCGCCUGGAUUUAGAGGAAAUUCCUCCCCAGCUACCACCACAACAGCAGGCUGCAUCGCAAGGCCUCAUCCCCUCCCUUAAAAAACCUGGCACCAUGCUGCAGUGCAGUGGGAGAUACCUUGCAGCCCUACUGCACGGGGUUUGCAGGGAGCACAAUGUGUUGCCCCUCUCUGCACUGGGGAAAGUGUUUUUAAGCCAGAGUAUAACGUUGCAUCCUUAAAUGCUUUACUUCUGUUUGGCAGAAUUGCCUUGUUGGAGCUCAGCUCCCUGCUCCCACGGAUGGAUACAUAAGGGAAUGGGCUGCAGGUUAACAUCUUAAUUGAAGAAUUAAACUUAUCAGUACACACAAAAGAUUAUUUCUACAUCAAAAUCAUAAACUGUGGGAAAAGAGACUACAAUAGCUUCAGUAGCAUUUGCAGCCAAGGUCCAACAGGCCCCUUCACCCAUACAGGUGUAAAUGCAGCAGAGAAACUUCCACCACCCAAACUCACCUCCUCUCCUAAACUGUGAGCAAGGCUGUAGCUGAUCAGUAGCUGCAACCGCUCAGAUUCUGCAAGGAUUUCAGUCCAGGAGAGGAACCAGGCACGGUCCCACCCAAAAGCGACCAGCAAGGUGCCGGGUGGGAUCACCACAUGCAGCAGUUCUGCUGUGCUCAGAGUGAGCUGUGCUCUUGAAUGCAGGCUUCUGCUCAGAGAUGUUUGCUGUUCUGAAAACUUUCCCAUGCUGGCUAAAAUUCUGCACACAAAAUAUUUUCCAUGAGGCCAUGAGGACACUCAGUUCUCAUUUUGAAACCAAUGAUUGCUGUGUAACUAGAGAAAUGAGCUGGUGGUGCAGAAUUUUGUUUCUUUUCCUGGUUAAAGCCAAUGUUGUUUCUCCAGGUGAAACUUUCAUUUUACCACUGGCCCCUCACACCCUGCUUGCAAACCCUUCUCUUCUUCAGUAUAAACCAAAAUGACCUACACAGGCAGCAUGAGUCCGCAGGGCAGCUGACCCCACUGCCUACCACAUUUCUAAACAUAAUUUUUGAGUGCUGAAAUAACAACGUGGUGUUUCAUAAAUACCAUCUCAUUUUCUUCUGUGCAUUUCAUGAGAGGAACAUGGUUGCUGUUUGUGCACUGACCUGGGUUGCAGCAGCAGAAGGCUGAAAGAUUUAGGAAACAUAGGGAUGCUGCCCCUGGCCAGGACAGAAAUUGCUAAGUCACUCUUGGCUUCUGCCUCAAAUGAAGCAUGACCCAAAGUACAUCCCUUUUGUAGGCAUAAUUAACUAAGCUGAUUGUUUAACAAUGUGACAUCAUGAACCAGAACACCAGGUGGGGCAAUAUCUGACCAAUAAAAACAAAACAUCUCCUUGCAGCCCACUGCAAGUGGUAUGGGAUAGAAAACACUGCAACAUUUAAAUGUGUUCCCAUUUGAAGAUGCCUACUGCCUUUGAAAGGAAUGAUAAUAACUGCUGCCAAAAAUCAAGGAAGCAAAUCUUCCCCACCAGGGUGCACUCCAAAACAAAGGUUGGAUGUUGCAAAACUGCAUUGUGUUCUCCUCUUGCCUUCCUGCCUGGCACUGCAGAGCAGCAGCAUGUACCAUGACUGCCCCAACUUUGUCAGCCUUUGAGACACAGAAGGGCUACAAGGCUACCAGAGAGCAUGCUCUAAUUAGGACAUAUUACAAUUCUUUUCUCUCUCAUUAAUGAUAUUAAGGGCUGCAAGUAUAUCACGCGUAUCAUUUUUUUUCCUGGAGUACUGCUUCUUGCUUGAAUCAUAACAAAACAGUGAGCCUGCACUCACUGCUCCUGCAGCCCCUACCACCCUGCUCCACAGCAGCUGCUAGCAACUUGUUUCAGCUCCCUCUCAUUUCCACACAAAAUACAGACCAGGAUGUCUCUAUGGAUCAGGCAACAGAGCAGUCUGAGCUAGGAAGCAUGGCACAAUCUGCUCUGCAGCACAAACACCCACAACCUUCCCACAAGUUACGCCUAUUUUUGAGUUAUGUUUGUGCUCUAUAGAGUGGGAAAAACUUUUAGGGGAAGAAGGUUUUGUAAGAUCAGCCAGACCUAGAUGAAGGAACAUUUAGAUAGAACAGGAUUAGUGGCAGUGGCCACAAUCUCCCAGACAGCAAAGCAGUGCACUGCAGACAGGAGAACACAUGCUGCGGCCCUGGGCGUGUUCCUCCUCACAGGCCCUCACCCGAUCUGCUGGGUUUUUGUGGGUCCAAAUGCAGUUUGCAAGCCAAGCAUGUCUGACUUGCUCUCAGUGGGCACAGCACGGUACUUUUUGUUGAAUAUAGCUGCUAUUAUUUACUGGCAGCAAGUACCCCCAGUGACCCCUGAGAGCACAAUCUUGGCAACAAGAGCAUGGUUCUUCGCAUCCAAACACCACAACUGAUGGGCGAUGCUCUCCCAUACGCUGGCUGGAACCAGAGCACAUCACCACAGAGCCCAGAACACUGCAGACAACAGCUAACCAAGAAAGAAAGGUCUGAGCCUGUCUGGUGUCUGACAGGUUUGGAACAACAGCCCGACCAUGGGAUACCGCACUGCCAGACAUGACGUGAAGCAGGACGCUUUCCCUCACCACGCAUUCCCUGUGCCCACAAGCAAUCUUAAAAUAUUUUGUAUAAGCUGUUUCUCCCAUUCCACUAGCUUAAAGUCGGUGGUCAAAGGUCAAAAACCACAGCAUAGACUUUUCCCCCAGCUGACCUGCAUCUCUGUGCUGUCCUGCUGCCAGGGUGGCCAAACCCACUGAGCGGGUCUUGAGGUACAACAGGUCUCAGUCUUCCUGGCCAAAAGGCAGACUAUUAACUGGUCUGUUAUUUUUUUAAAGAAGAAAAGAAAUAAAAUCACUAAGAGCAACCUCUGAAGAGCUACCAAUCCCAUCAGCUACUGUGGAGAAACUGCCAUUAAUUCACUCCUUGGACCCCAAAGGAGCAGCCUAUACUCUGAAUGCUCUUUGGAACUAGGGAGAUAAACAGAAAAAAAAACAAAGAAGAAAAAAGCAUGCCAUCAGAAAUUAGCUAAAAUGGAAACCUUUGUGGCCAUUAAAACUCAAUGGUUUUUAUUUUAAGUAAUGUAUGCUUACUAAAAUAAACACAGAACAUCCUAAAGACACACUGGGAAGAAUGUAUCUUCCUAUCUUUUUAAAAAUGGAUAUAUAUAAGAAUAAUGGGACUAUUCUGGAAAAAGAAAAUAUUCAAACACACCAAAAGUCCCCAUUGUUUAAUUAACAUAACUGCUUUCUAUGCAAAUAGAGUAAGCAAACGUUUAGAGAGUGAACAAUUAGUGCCUCUGGUUAGGAGGGUAAGAUGAAAAGCAAGAAAGCAAGCAGAACACUCACCCUUGAAGGAUGUAAGGUUUUUCCAUAUUCUUGUCCUUAGCACUUACCUUUUUCUCAGAUUCUUUGCCUUCCCUCACCCAGAUCAACUCCAGAUGCUUUGAGACACCUCCACCACUCACGGCAGUAGGUAUGAAAUGCCCUGUGGUCACCUGCUCCAUUUUGGAAAGUUCACAUUCACACCAUAAAGUAACUCUGUACUCUGUCUGAAGAGCCAGUGCACAUGGGACAUAAAAGAACAGCAACUCAGAGUCUGGCCAAAGUGAUUUGGCACUCCAUUGUAUUACAUUGACAUGGACGUUACCAAACCAACUGCUGCCAGUGGAAAACGUUAGUUCCCAGGCCUGAAUUUCCACAAGAACUCUAAAGAAUAAUUCCACAAGCCCCACUUUCUGGAUGCAGCUCUCAAAGACGCGGCCUGUGCCUCCCUGCACACAGAAAGCCCGUGCUGCACACACCAUCUAGUGGCAAGACAGCGAGCGUGUGGGUGAGAAUUAAGAUCUCACACUUAAAAGCAAAGAGAAAUCAUUGCAGAAAUCUCUAAUGGACUCAUAGUUCUGUUAAGGACUCACAGCUGCUUCUCAACAGCAAAUUUUAGAACUACAAACAGGCCAGCACUCUGAGGUGGGUGGUACUUACAGAGACACUGAACAAGACCAUUUAUGUCAAAUGCAGUGCCAGCAUAGAGCAUGAGUUCUGAAACGACACAGGAGUCCCCAAAAGAUGUCUUCUGUGCUUCAGUGCUUUACACAACAAGUAUGCUCAGAUAUUUUGUUUUCUGCAGUUAGUGAUGGGAACAUCACAGAAACCCAAAUACUACACUUCUAUGCAUACACUCUGACCUAGGAGACAAUACUGCAGCAAGCAAGGAUAAUAAAAUGAAUUAAGGAUACGAGUUACCUUGAAUCUCAUUCCUGAAAAGAAAGAUGAAAGAAAUCUUCACUUGUUCCUCUUCUAUGGAACAUUAAUGAAAAGAGGAACCUUUGAAUUCCUUCCUGUUGCCAGAUCCCAAGUCUGAUUUGGGCUUUCUGGGGUAGGAAGGAGACGGGUCACAGAGCAAACCCACAGCUCCUGCACUGCCACGACCCACCUGAGUGACUGACCUGUGAAGACCAGAGAAUGGCUGGGUAUGAAGACACAGAGCUGCAGCCUAAUUUGAUCAGAAGAUUGCAGGCUUCGUAUUUUUUGCUUGGACAUGUUUUCCACAAAUUCUGGAGGCAUUAUUAACCAGUUCUUGAUUUUGCAAUCCAAGCCAAAUUGAUACAAAGUUUUUUGGUUGGCGGUU